Messenger RNA from Lytechinus pictus (painted urchin), 6315 nucleotides. Its product is annotated as PDF receptor-like. Gene Ontology annotation, cellular component: plasma membrane. Gene Ontology annotation, molecular function: G protein-coupled peptide receptor activity. The transcript has 9 exons. NCBI's taxonomy places the organism in Eukaryota, Metazoa, Echinodermata, Echinoidea, Temnopleuroida, Toxopneustidae. The record is from RefSeq and is a predicted model, not a curated record. Gene Ontology annotation, biological process: adenylate cyclase-modulating G protein-coupled receptor signaling pathway; cell surface receptor signaling pathway. Bases 8 to 1045 code for a protein of 345 amino acids.
UGAGCGGAUGGUCGCUAGUAGUCGCAUCCUGGCUAUCGUGGGUAACUCAAUCUCAUGGAUCAGUCUCCUCGUCGCUCUCUGCAUAUUCCUCCACUUUAGGAGCCUCAACUGUAAUCGGACCAAGAUUCACAAACAUCUCUUCGUCUCCCUGCUCAUACGUCUCACGAUCGAAGUAAUCUUUGCUAUCGAUCGCCACUACAGUAUCGAACCCGGUCACAGAUUCAAUACCAACACGCUACGAUUUCAGCCCAUAUUGUGUGAAAUAUUCGAAGUAUUGCGUGAAUACGGACGGUUUUGUGCCUUUGCUUGGAUGUUUAUAGAAGGAAUGUAUCUCAAUUCGCUAAUCUCCAUUUCUGUCUUCGGCAAACCCAAGUUUCUUCUGUAUUAUCUCAUCGGCUGGGUAUUUCCUAUUCCCUUUGUAAGUGCUUGGGCUAUUGCAAUGGAAAUGACGAAUGGUAGUCGGUGCUGGUAUCCGCAUGUCAAUUCAUUAUUCUUUAAAGGUCUCAUUGAAAUUCCAAGAAAUAUUCUUCUUGCCAUCAAUGCCAUCUUUCUCAUAAACAUUGUUCGGGUUUUGGUCACCAAAUUACGAGAGAGUAAUUCAGGAGAAGUUCAACAAGUAAGAAAAGCUGUAAAGGCUGCCAUUGUUUUACUGCCCCUACUUGGGAUAGUCAACCUGUUAUGGGUCCUCCCCGAAGCUACGGCCAAGGAUAGCAGGGCAAUCAUAGUCAUAUGUCUCUUCAUCUUCAGAUUCUUCGCCGAGUUUCAGGGAUUUUUCGUCGCUUUACUUUACUGCUUUCUAAAUCAAGAGGUUCGGAUGGUUUUGAGAAGGAAAUGGUCGACGUGGAGGAAUUACCGUGAUCCGACGACAACGAGGCGGACGUCGAUGCUUACCUCAACGUCAGAUGUGGAUUGUUUCUCUUACGCAUGCUCCAUUCUUUUCAGAUUCAUUCGACAAGAGGAACGAAACCGCGGAUGGGUGGCGGAGGGUUCGAAUACAUUACAGUCACGGUCUGAGAUGAAGACUAUCUAUACAGAGGCCGAAUAACGUGCGAAGAACGUGCGAAGAACGAUACGACCGAAACGAAUGCAUUUCCAAACUUGAGAGCUACAAAGCGGCGCGGCGUCAUCAGGGAUUUGUUCAUCUGGUGUCUUACAUGAAGCCAAUCAAAGAUGAAAAGUCGACUUUUUAAACAGGAAGAAACUUGAGUGCAACGUUUCUUUUGAUUAUCACAAUGCUAUGCUUGAACCUCAUUUCGAAAAAAUCGACUGCAAAGCGUUGUUGAAAACGGCAUUUUAUAUUUUAAAAUUGAGAAGAAACUGAGUACAUCAUUUAUCUGCCGACAAAGAGGAGAUAUGUGACAUCGCAACGACUCCAUCUGGACUUGCAUGAAACUAUAAUGUUACAAAAAGCACAUGUGUGCCCGUCAUUAUAAUCAGUUCAUAUAGAUUUAUUGCACAUUCAUUUAUUUAUUCAGAAUUUAAAUAUACAUGUAUGUGUGUGUCCCCAUAGUAUGUGUGCAUUUAUAUGUAUGUGUGGUUAGUAAGUGGAUAUUUAAACGGCCCCAAUUGUGAACACAGAAAUACAAUGAAGAUUGUGAAAGUAUAUAUCCAUAUUUCUGUAUGUUGGGCUCAAGAGGGCAGGGGAAUACAUGAGAAAGCGCACAGGUAACACUAUUAGCGAGAAGCAACAUGUAAGCUCUAGGCGUAUUUUGGUGUUUGGAUCACUCCAAAAUAUUCAUGGGCCCUAAUCAAGUUAUUGGCCUAUCUAUCGCAUGAACAGUCAUUUAUUUGGAAAUGAUCGAUAUUAAGUGCAGGUGUCAAUAUUAGCUAGAAUAUGCCCUUUAUUGGUAAUUGAUUUUGCCUCCCAUUCAUUGCCGAAGUAGGACAGACUCAUCACUUAAAACUUGUGAGUCAAGAUUUAUACAAUGUAAUACAAGAAUUGUGAGUUUUAUCAAAUAUCUUGCGCACAAUGGACCAAUAAGUAGUAGAUAUUUCGCUCGUUCACCCUUUCUCAAUCUAUCACACACACACACAUACUCUACCUCUCCAUUUUUAUCUAUCCCAUGUCACCCUACCCCUACCUGUCUUGCCUUUACAAACUGUAGUACUGUUCAUCGUUUGAAGACCAAACAAAUAAAUCGCACAAAUAUCAAUCUUCAUCUCAUAAAAAAUUUUGUUUGAACCAUUGUAAUGAUCUUCCCCUUCUUUUUUACAAGCAAGAAUGUUUAGUCUUUUAAUUGGUUUAAUGCUGAGAUGAAAUUUGCCGGGUUUUUUAAUUUAAAUUCCGUAGAUUUAUCAAAUUGUAAUAUAUAUGUAUAAAUUAAAAGAUGUACAUGAAUAGUAUUAUCUCUGUAAAUUCAAUUAUGUAAAUAAUAUACAUACAUGUAAAUAAGGGUUUUGAGAAAUUGUAAGUACGAUUUGUGUGUGUAUUUUUUGCUAUCAACAAUCUGUAUCUGCAAGGUUAUUUAUGUAUGUUGUGUGUAAAAUAGUAUCACUGUAUAAAUGCAAUACCUUAAUAACUUAAGCGCUAAACUAAUAUUGGUCAAUAUCGAGGAUUGCAUAUGCGUUCACUAAGAAAGAAUAAUCGGGUUUGCGCUUUAGCUGUGCAAAAUAUACACCUUUUGGUCAUUUUUGCACCUGAAGGAACAAUUUUGCACCUUUUAGAGAUCAUUUUGGUGUUACAAAUUUUGCGCCUUCCCAUCAAUGGUACAAGUCUGUAUCCAAAGAGGGUAAAACUAUGAGUACCACGAGUUUCUUAUUAUGUUAUGGUAACUCGUAUGAACUCAACAGGGCAGCAUUUUGCUGGUAGAACGCCAAGCUGAUUUACAGCUAAUUAUAUAGGAAAUAUUUUACGUCUGAUAUGAUCAGGCAUAGUGGUUGACCUUAUGGACAACACCAAAGAGCAAACAAUGGCCAUGAUGGCAGAGUGGGGAUUUGAACUCAUAACCUUACGAUCAUGAGUCCAAUGCUCUAAACCACUAGAACACACUACCCAGCUAACCGGAGAAAACGACUUCUUAAGGUGUAAGGCUAACCUUUAACUUAGGAACAUAAGUUGGUCUAUUUGGAGGUUGCAAUAUUGCCACUUCAUUCACCUUAGUGUGUAUACAGUGAAAAGAUAACUAAACAAGAGAUAAGUUUUUAUUUUAUUCACAUAAAAGUGUAGGUAAAUUUAUUAAAGUGUAGGAGAAUAGGGUUCUUUUCUUACUACUCACCGGAAUGAAUGUGUCCAAAACUCUAAUCCAAGGCAUUGCUCGACUUGAAUUGGUCGAGUCCACUGAAUAAUGGCGAACGGGUAACUGUCGAUAAACACACGCGAGAGUUUGGAGUGACUCAUGAGUCUCGACUUUUUGCUAACCGCGGAAGUUAAGUUCAGAUAUUGUACAUUACCGGUGAAAACAAUAAAAGAUACCUGGAAUCCAAUGUAUAAAUGUUAAUCAAACAAAGAGUAAAUCCAAGUAUAUAUAAAUCCGCACGUAGGAAUCCCUCGAAAGUUGAGGAAGUAUUCCAGUUGAUGGAUUGGAAGGUGAAGAAAAGGUGAUUGCGAUCCUGAUAACACGUAAACACAUGUAAUUAGCUCGACAGUGUUUUAAGAGUUAGUGUCCGAUAAUCGAUAACGCUGAACAAGCAAACUUGGCAAGUCGGUGACCAAGUUCAAAGAUGAUGUUCAUUGGGUGAUUUAAUUGAUGACGUAGAAUUAUGUUGAACGUUGGUUGGUUAUAUAAAUACUGAAGAUAAGCUCUGAUUGAUUUAGAGAAAGUUCGGCGAACUAAAUGACAUGUGAUCAUCAUGUGGUGCGCUUGAUACAAAAACUUCCUGUAUAUGAUACAUUUUAGCGCGAGGAAUGUUUGAAACAAGGUCAAGAAGUUCAAGAAUGUCUGCAUACGCGUAAAUGAAGAAACGUAGUCAAAACAAAAACGGUGAAAGGUACUAAGUUGUCUGCUGACUUUUGAAGCAGUCCGUAGCAUAAAAUAUACACAAAGUCUUGUUUUGAAGAAAGUGUUAUGCAGAUAAAGCAGUUAAAAUAUGGUAGGCCACUACAAAAGUUUCAAAUAUUAUUAAUGCUCGCUACACUAUACAGGGAGUGUUGCAAGAUUUUAUUAGUCAGAUUUGUUAAUUUGAAAAUUGGACCGACCUUGACCUGAGCGUCACCAUCCAGACGACCUUUGACCCUUUCAAAUAUAAUAAAUUGCACAGUCUACACCGAUAGGGAGUGCUUCAAAAGUUUAUCAGUCAGAUAUGAAAAUUUCCAGUUUACCCCACCUUGACCUUAACGUCACCAUCCUAACGACUUUUGACCCCUGAAUUUACUUGUAUUACACAUUAACACUACGAAAUAGUGGAUGACAUGUGGUCAGAUACAAGCUUGUCAUUUCCCUAUUUUCUUUAUUACUAUCACAUAAUAUAUUUUGGGAUCGUAAAAAGGAAAUUAUUAUACCAAGAUGACAAAAAACUAGUAUGCAACAAUCAUUGGCGUGAUGAUUCCAAUAAAAGGGGCUAAAGUUUCAAUACAAUACACUAGUUCGGAGAAUCGAUGAGUUUUGAAUCAAUAAUUAAUUUUGUUAUAAAUUUGGUGCUUAAAAUAUCAUUUUGGUGGCCUUUUAAAGGAAAUACAUCAAAAUUAAUAUCAUGAUUGUGUUGAAGAAUGCUAUUAUAACAACCUUUGACCAAAAAAAAACAAUUGUUAAUGAUCCCGUACUUCGCCACCGGUACCCAAGCGACGACAACGACAUGACCUGGUAACAGUAGAGACUUAACAACGACAUCGAGACGACUGUACUACGAUGACAUUACGACUUGAACGUUCAGUCAGGUUUUGCGUUGCAUGAAAGAAAGAAAACGGAGGGGAAAAGCGGUAUCUGCACAUUUAUUUUUACGUUUUGCUUGUCACGAGCUCUCCGUUCUCGAUAUAAUGAGAUAUAUAGUGAAAAUACUGUGGUCUGGCCUGAACUUGGUUAAGUUAUAGCUCGUUAUUAUUUUUGAGGGUUCAUUAUUUUGAAGGCUAUCAUUCAAACUGAAUAAUGUUAAUGUAAUGUUUUAAAGACGGACGCCGCUUUUUAUUACAUUUUUUUUUCUUUCAUUUGUUUUGUUUAAAAUCUGGCCAUUCAAUGCUCAGCCAUGUACACACUCCAUAAUUGCCCUCAUCGGGAAUUCACUGCUUCAUUUUUCAUUAAUUCGAAUAUUUUCCUCGAAGAAGCAUUAUUUUAAAGCUAGUGUGGAUGGUACCGUUAAGAAAAAAAAUGAUGCAGUGGAGAACCGAUCGUUACGAGCUAAUUGUAUGUUGUGUUGGGGACAUGUUUCCGCCCACACAGAUAAACUUUUGAUUGCAUUAUUUCAAUUGUUGACAUGUUUAUUUGUAAAAUUUAUGUAGUAAUAGUAUGAAGUUUCAUCCUUUUCUGCUAGUAAAGAGGCCUAAAUGUGGUAAGGUUUAUACAUUUUUGAUGGACCAAACAUGUCACAACUGUUGAAGAGAUCAUUUUCUUUGAAGCUACAGUACGUUCUCAUACCAUAAAUUAUAUUGUUUAAUUUCCCAAAGAGUUUUAUUUAGAUUGAUAAUUCAUCGGCACCCUCGUCCAUCACCCUUCGUAAUUCUUUCCGUUUUUAUAGUGAUAGAUUUCCUCGGCCUCGAGGGCAUCAUCCUGCUACUAGACGACUGUUACUCUUAAGUUAGCACUGUCGGCCUGUGGGGAUUCCAGCGUUUUUAGCUUCGGUCGGGUGGAUUGCCGGCCUCUUAGUAGUAGCCUUUUGUACAAUGUCCUACAAGAAAAUCAGUACUACCAGACUACGGUCUACCCCAAAAUCAUGACACCAAACUUGAGUUUAGAAUAUCCAUAAUCGUGAUAUUCAUUAUUUGCACAGUGUAAAAACGUUUGCCUGAUAUUCGAUAAAAAAAAGGUUGGGAAUUACUUAUGAUUCUUGGGUAAAAUAGAACUAUGUGUCGCGCAUGCUAUGUUAAUUAUACGCAAAGUCGGGUAAACAUUUUACCCAUAAAUAUUUUUUCUUUUACCAGUUUACUCAGCAAACAUUAAUUUUCUGUAAUUUCACCCUGUGUUGAAUAGAUUUUUCUCAAUCCUUUUAAUGUGUAAUUAAUUCUAAAGUGUAAAAUCAACUUAGUUCUUAAAAAUAUUAAAUGAAUGUAAUGUACAGUUGUUUCAUACAAAAAUCAGGCGUGUUUUUAUAUUUUCUGCAAGAUAUCAAAGUUCACGUAUGUACUGUUUGCGAAUGUUAUAAAUACCGACUAUUUCAUCACUGUUUAUGUAAAGAAACCCCCUGCACAACCUAUAUCGUUUCAUUAAACAACAUUGUUUUUUUAUA